GGGAUUUCCCUCACUGAGCGCGUAAUAGUUUGAGUGGAAAUCAAAGAAAAAUCGAAGUUUUAGUUUUUAUGCAACAACAUUUGCCGCGACAUGACAAGAAGUAAAAAACAAGAAAAAGCCGAAAUAUUCGAGGUUGAAAAAGUAAUAAAUCGAAGAAAGAGCAAAGGGAGGACGUUUUAUUUGGUUCGUUGGAAAGGAUUUUCCAGCAAAGAUGACACGUGGGAGCCCACGGCAAAUUUAAAGCAUUGUAAAGAUGUGAUCCAGGAAUAUAAUAACGAUUUACAAAAAAAGAAUCUUUCGCCGUCAGUUAGUAUAAGUUCAGUGGGUUUCUACAACAAGAAGGUGAAAUCAAAAACCUCCGAUCACCCCCAAUCCUCAAGCAAGCUAACGAAAACCGAAAACCGAAAAUAUUUGAAAUGCAGGGUUACGAAAAACAAGAAACUUGAUGGCACUCGAGUUGUUGAUGGGAAUCAACAUGUUGGCCUGGACCACAAUUACGUUGAUCGUGGGCUCGCUACGUGUAAACCAAUCAAUAAACAAGAAAUUAUUAAGGGCAGAAUAUUUCAGGAAAGGAUUGUCUAUUUACAAUGGCGGGGAAAUUUUGCUGAAAUAAUUUUUUCAAAUUCGAUGCGGAACAAUGCGUUGAGUCCUCGAUUUCUUGCAGAGCUAAUGAAUGCGCUUGAUGCUGUCGUUUCCAGCCAAUGCUCACUAGCCGUCAUCUCAUCGGUUGGUAAAACGUUUUGCGCAGGCUACGACGUCCUUUACAUGCUAAACAUGCUAUCAGAGACGAGUCACAUACAGCAAACAGCAAGGAGUUUUGCUGAAUCUUUGAGGAACUUUGUUGAUAAAUUAAUUGAUUUUCCCAAACCGUUGGUCGCUCUGGUGCAGGGGGGCGCCGUGGGGUUAGGGUGUGCUAUGCUGCCUCUUGUGGAUGCUGUUUAUUGCUCGGAAAGAUCAUACUUUUCCACUCCAUACAUCAAACUUGGGCAAACCCCCGAAGCAUGCUCGUCUUUUACAUUUCCACAAGUACUAGGGAUGACAAUGGCGAAUAAUCUUUUGCUGAAUGGGGUUGCGUUGACUUCGUGCCAAGCCAAACAACACGGCCUUGUUACCUCGAUCUUUCCGCAUGAUCAAUUUAAACAACACGCGAUGUCGUGUGUGCGCCGAACCGCGAUGCAAUCAUCAGAAGCGAUGCAGAAGUCGAAGGAGUUGUUGCGAAAAUCAUCCCAAACGCAACUUAAACACGUUAAUUAUUGCGAAUGUAACAUUCUGAUGGAAAGAUGGGCAUCCGAACAAACAUUAACCAACUUUCGUAGCUUUGUUUCUCAUGAUUUUAUUUCUUAAAAUAUUAACACAUUUGUUCUUAUGUUUUGUUUAUGGUUUAAAUAUAUUUUCUCGCAAACAGUGAAUUUGAAAGAAUCACAAUUAACUUUUUCCACGGUUUUCCUUCCAUUUUUUAAAUUCUUUGAUUGCCUCCUCUCGCUUUUGAGCUCUGAUGCGCGCUUCUUGGUUGUGUUGUGCACGGCGUGCUAUUCUCUAAACAGAAGAUUAUAUUGGUGACCGUAAACUGAUUAUUUC
Molecule: messenger RNA, 1578 nt
Organism: Ciona intestinalis (vase tunicate)
Lineage: Eukaryota; Metazoa; Chordata; Ascidiacea; Phlebobranchia; Cionidae
Source: RefSeq, a predicted model, not a curated record